Messenger RNA from Phanerochaete carnosa HHB-10118-sp, 3486 nucleotides. RefSeq lists its product as uncharacterized. Bases 49 to 1287 code for a protein of 412 amino acids. The transcript is spliced from 6 exons. The record is from RefSeq and is a predicted model, not a curated record. NCBI's taxonomy places the organism in Eukaryota, Fungi, Basidiomycota, Agaricomycetes, Polyporales, Phanerochaetaceae.
CCUCCUCUUCCUCACGACAACACCUCUUCCUUGUCUGCGACUGUGUAGAUGAACAACCUACCGGUCGUCUAUAUCCUUUUUCUAUCCCUCAUCCUGCAGGCAAACGGCCAUCCCAUCGACUGGUUCCGCAAACUCUCUACGAGUGCCAGACAUGACACCAGCUGGCUAUGGGGCUGGGCGUGGGCAGCUGACGGGACAGUAUCGGUCGUGGAUCGAUCCCCUCCACUAAUAUACCCUGCACGACCGGCCUCGUUUGGCACGGAGCUCUCUGACCCACUGCUUGGAUACGUUAUACCCCUCUCCGCGUUCACGUCACCAUGCCCUGUAAGCAACACUUCGACGUCGUAUCCAUCCAUGCCAGACCCUGUGCAAGGUUGUCCGGAGCUUUGCGUUGAUGGACCGAACCAACCGGAGCGUUCUGAGACCUGGAUCGCGCUUGUGCAAAGAGGCGGGUGUCCUUUCGUAGAGAAGGCGCGACAGGCUCAGAGGCUGGGGGCCAAGGCAGUCGUCGUAGGCGGCGACAGGGAGAAUCCGAAUGCUCUCCUUAACAUGUAUAGUGAACAGGACCCUUCCGACGUCACGAUUGCUGCAACCUACAUCAAAUAUUGGGACUAUGCGGAGCUACUCGCUCUAAUUUCUGCGUCAAAUACUUCUCAUUCUGGCCUUCGGACGGUGUCUCUCCAGCUCAGCACGGAGUAUUCUGCGUGGGAAUGGUACUCGCCGAUAAUAACAUUCGUCGUCAUUCUCCUACUUCCGUCCAUUCUUACCUUCAUCACCCUCUUGAUACACCGCAUCCGAGCCGCGAGAGCUGCCCAGCGGGAUCGGGCACCGGAAGAUUUUGUACACAGUCUCCCUUGGCGGGUUUGGACAGGGAAUGGCUGGGAGAAGCACGAUGCAGGCCUCCAAAACGCUGAAGACCCUUCCGAAGAUCCGUCGUCCGGACCGGAGCCCGAUAUCGAGCGCGACACGAUUGCUCAGUCCUCUUCGAGAGAGGCAUCUGUAGAGCCUUCUUGGGUGGAUGGGCAGAUGGAAUGUGCGAUUUGUCUGGAUAUGUUUGCAAAAGGAGACCGCGUCCGGGUCUUGCCUUGCAACCACCUAUUUCACAUGAACGAGAUCGAUGAAUGGCUCAUAACGAAGAAGAAAGUUUGCCCUAUCUGUAAGGCUGAUAUCACGAAACCGAGGCCAGCGCCGGAUCACGAACACUCGCAGCACGACUCGUCUGCCCAACAUCUUUCACCAACACUGCCUCAACCGCCGACGGAACGCUCUCCCCUGUUGCCUCACUGACACGGCGCUUACACCCUAUUCAUCGUGGACCGCAGGCCCUCGGCAUAAUAAAUAUUCGCUAAUAUCCCGCAAUUGACAGUUAUCGGUCAUUUUCUCGAGGUUGUAUUCUACCCUAUAUCCUCACGUUGACCUCCACUUACCACACUGUAACACAUUAAUACUAGUCUCGCGUCGGACUUCCUGUAUUAUCCACGCUCGCACUAAUGUAAGGCGCUCAACAAAUUUGAGUCAUCUCGGUUGACAGCAAGAACGCAACCGAUUCGGCUUGCCUCGCGUAUUCCCCACACGGAUGCAGCCUGGAACUGAUUAUUCCUUCCCAUCUGGGACCAGUCCUUAGACCUCAGGGGCAAUAGGUGUCAGUGGCCACACCGACUGUUACAGAUACGAUACGAACGAUCGUCGUGAGUCUCUUGUGUUACUGUAGCGCGGGUACUGUACCACUCACUUGGGAGUCAAGCGUGGGUACAGCUCUUCGUUACGGCAGUACCAGCGAAGGUGAUCCCAAUAUGAUUCUUUUCAGGAGUCGAUCUCAUGUUUCAUAUCCACCAGAUUAUGCAGUGUUGUUUUAUUUUUGCGGGAUUCUAUGGUAUUGGCGGGCUGGUCCAUUGCCAGCUGGGCUGCACAGCGCGUAUGACCACGAGGCAGCAUAGCAUGGAGCAGUCAGCAACACAUUCCGUGCUGCAUUGUCAAUGCGAACAGACAGUCGCCGCAGCGCAAUUCUUUCCGCCUUUCCGCCUCCGGCUCCUUGCGUACAUGAUGGUCCGUCGUUCGCGUGUCCGACUUUCUCGGCGCUGGUUACAGUUGGAUGACAGCGUGCGGCUGCAGAGCCACAGUAGGUGCCCGAGGAACCUCGGAUCUCGCCCACAGGCAUCAUUGCAUUAUCCACAGUUGGCCCUCUAUUGUGGAACCUGCCCUGGGCAGCUCCAGGGUUUACAGUAAGCACUCACCCGCUGCGCUGUCGGCGCUUUGCCAUCUGUUCACCUAGACCGUGUUGCGGUCCGCACCCCCGUUUUUGUCGUUAGCUGCUAGGAGCCCCACGACUAACCGCAACAGCGAAAAGCCCGGAGAACAGCGUGGCCCAGACCGCGACAUCUGCUAGGAUAGUUCAUGCGACGCUGCCGAGGCCAGCAUCCCGCGUGAGUUGGCCGGGAGCGUAAGUUUGGCCUCCUCUGGGUUCGCGACCACGUUCUGAUCAGCACUCGACACACGUGGGGGUGUCGGAUGUAUUGCAUCGGAAGAUACGACGUCGCGGUGGCCAUGUCGUGCUUGACAACACCCGGAAACGGCGAACAGGGCUGCUCUGAUGAGGUCCUGGAAGCUUAAAGGCGUGCAAGGCAGCGUCCAAACCCGAGGCGCAUGUGGAAUUUUCCGUGCAACGCCCGCUUCUGUUGCUAGAUGUGCUUCCGAACCAACUGCAGCGCAGGGUCCACCGAGCGCGCGCCGCAGGUCGCAACAGUCUGCACAGCGACGGCCGACGCCUCGAAAGUACUGCGUCCGCCCAUAAGCGCCAGUGGGUGUACCAUUCCCUUAUCAGUGUUAAACUCGAAAUUUCAGGCUUAUUGUUUUCCGUCAUCAGGGAACUUUUCACCCAGAAGUGGAUGGCGUGUUACAGGCGAUGAUAUCGAGAUUUGCAGUCUGUGGCCGUGGAAAGUGAUGUGUCCCCCAGCUUUUAUGCUGUCUACACGCACUCACUUAUGUACUACUUGCUGACUCCCAGCGCGACAAAUGUCAGAUAAGGAACUUGUCCGUCCGCUGGACAAAAGGUUUCCUCAGACGCCGAAAUAAACUCGAUUUUGACUCAUCCUUCCUUUGGAGCAUACACUUGCAACAGCCCCGAUUGGCUGUUCUUCCAACAGCCCGGAAAGCCGGUGGGACUAUAAGAUCGAGAGAUGGGUUAAGUAAAGAGGCCACUUCCUUCGAAAUUCUCCUUCCGCGCAGUCAUAUAUUUCCGCUCACUUCUUCACGCCCAGGCCUUCUACCUUCUUUCGUAUAAAAGAUAUUGUGACGCAGAGACGGCGCCAGCCGUCGGCUUGCUCCAACCCCGUUAUACACGUAUACAUCUACCCAUGGGCUGCCCGACUACCACUUACUUGAAGACCCCGCUCAUCGACGGAGGUACAGCUAAUUCGGAACCGGCGAGCGAUCGCACUCUCCAGAAUUCAGCUUCACAGUACAAUGGUAUGACCCACCCCCAAGUGC